This is a messenger RNA of Cryptomeria japonica (Japanese cedar), 1556 nucleotides long. RefSeq names its product nudix hydrolase 16, mitochondrial. The coding region runs from base 597 to 1154 and encodes 185 amino acids. Gene Ontology annotation, molecular function: pyrophosphatase activity. The record is from RefSeq and is a predicted model, not a curated record. Lineage: Eukaryota; Viridiplantae; Streptophyta; Pinopsida; Cupressales; Cupressaceae. Gene Ontology annotation, cellular component: nucleus; cytoplasm. The transcript is spliced from 5 exons.
GAUUCAAGGGCAUGAUUGAUCAUGCAAUUGAUUCAAGGGCAUGAUUGAUCAUGCAGAUAAAAAUCUGUUUGAAUAAGUCAAAGUCCAGAUUAAGGGCCCAUUUUUGCCUUUUACCUAGAUAAUCUAAAAAAGAAUUGGUCUAUUCCUGUGGGAGAAAGGGGGAUAAACGGUUUGUCUUGAACUGAAUGUUUAGAUAGUUUGAAGCUGUUGAUGGUGGGAUCCACUGGAGUCUAUACGGACACUGUUCAUCUAGCAGACUCUAAUUGAACAGAAGUUAAACAAACAAAUUUAAUGAAUUUUUUUUUAUAUAACACCUACUCUGAAUCUCAUGUGAAUCCUUCCAUGGCUGCACCUUCUUCGUAAUCUCUGCAAGUCAGCCUCCUUUCAAACUUACUUCGAAAAAAAAAAGCUGACUAUGCCCACGUACGUCACUAAAUUUUAUGUCGGCUCGCUCACUCUGUAUAAAUUAUGAUGAACGGGCUCAUUUUGGAAGAUUAUAUUUGGACGCCUUCAAAUAAACUUAGGCUUUUGCAAUUUUGGUUUCGGAUUUGUGUUGGUGUUUUUUAGGGUUGAAAGAUCGAAAUUCUGUUGAGAAAAUGAUGGCGCUAGUUGCUCGCACAGGAAGGCAUCAACAGCGCUACGACGAAAAGAAAUACCGCCUCGUUGCAGGGUGCAUUCCAUUUAGGUACAAGGUGGCUGCCGAGGGGAAGAAGGCAGUGGAGGUUCUGAUGGUUAGCUCACAGAGUGGCGGGGAGAGGCUUCUCUUUCCAAAGGGUGGCUGGGAGAAUGACGAAUCAGUACAAGAGGCAGCAUGUAGAGAAGCUUUAGAAGAAGCAGGGGUUCGAGGGACCAUCAAGAAACAUUUGGGAUCGUGGGAAUUUAGGAGCAAAAGGUACCAAGAUGAUUGUGGGCAUGAAGGAUUUUGUAGGGCUCAAAUGUUUGCCUUGUUUGUAACUGAAGAACUAGAGUCAUGGCCCGAGAAAAAUAACCGCCAACGCAAAUGGGUUACUAUUACAGAGGCAGCAGAACUAUGUUGCUAUGACUGGAUGCAAGCUGCUCUUCAUAAUUGUGCCUCUUAUACACAAUCAGAAUUGGGUGAUUGUUCUGUUUCUCCAAGACCAUUGUCCCAACAAUCUGACCAAGGACAAAUAUGAUGGUCUACUUUAUUGAUGAUUGUUGAUGGAGACUUUGCUACUCACAGUCGAUGGCCCUUAUACUCUUCCUUCAUCUCUAACAGAAAGUAUGAUCUUCUUAAUCUGAGCUUCAAGAAGUCCAUUGUUUGAGUGAAGCUUCUUAAAGUCAAGGAUUUUUCUACUAACAGAAUUAUCGGCAAUUGUACAUGAUCUGUUUUUCUUUCACUUAGUUAAUUCUUAAUUCAUUUUUUUGGGUCAAAAGAGCAAGGUCUAACGAAAUUCUUUUUGUAAUUGCCAAGUCAGCGAUACUAACAUUGUCAACUUGAAUGGUAUUGAAUAACAGUUGCAUUCAAGUUUAAAGUGCAGUGUAUAUGGAGAUGACUCUUCAUUCCAUUUGUUUGAAUAUUCUUUAUUUCGUUGUAA